GCCUCGUGCGCUGCUGUUUCAAAUCAGACAUGCAGCGCCACUGCGGCGGCGGCUGGCGAAAUGUCCCUGUUCCCUCCGCACAGCCGCGCCUGGUCGCAGUAGGUGGACGAUGGCAACUCGCAGCGCAAGCGGUUGUACGCGGCGAAAACAGUCGACUUCUAUCUACUGUUGCGUGUGCGGAUGUCAUAAUAGCUACAAGAACACGGCCGGGAAACUGCCGAAGGUGCAAUUUUAUCAUUUUCCUUGGAAAUCGUACGAGGCUGAUCGGCGACAACGUUGGAUCGCUGCCGUUCGGCGCGACCGCCCGAAUGGAGAUUUGUGGCAACCAGUGCAACGCAAGACAGUCAUCUGCAGUGCUCACUUUGUCGGUAACAAAGCGAGCACGAUUGCCGGCCAUCCCGCCUAUGUACCAACUGUGUUUCCGCCGUGUUACAGAAGAAGUGAUGCAGUACUACCGGCAUCAAAGCUCGACAGAUAUAAGAGGGUUCAGCGACGUCGCGCAGUGCUUCAAGCGCCGACAUCCAAGAGCGCGAUCACGGCGACUGCGGAUUCCUUUGAGGACUCCUCGAUUGACCUCGCCGACGAAAUCAUUGCAUCACCGGAAGAAACUGGCACAUCCGCAUCCGUGGUGAGCAAAAGUGUUAUAUUUUUAUUAUUAUUACGGAAGUCUAGCCUUGAGGCAUGUUUCGUUUCAAUCAGUGGCCUAGCCAGAAAUUUUGGAUGAGGCACGCCCUGGACACGGAAUAGGUGCUGAGUAGACAGGUGUUUACCUGUCGUGCUCGGUGUCCCAUAGUAAACAGAAAAAAAAUUAUUUGGGAGUGACACUUGCCCUGAUGUACCACCCUCUGGCCA
Molecule: messenger RNA, 852 nt
Organism: Dermacentor silvarum
Lineage: Eukaryota; Metazoa; Arthropoda; Arachnida; Ixodida; Ixodidae
Exons: 3
Coding region: 30-632 (200 amino acids)
Source: RefSeq, a predicted model, not a curated record